AUGGCCAAAAUGAAGAUAAAGAGGGCUAAAGGUCCUGAAAUUUCAGUGCCAGAGCCCAAGACGAAGCGGAUCACCAUCAAAGCCAAAAAAGAGGAGCCCAGUUCGACGUCAGGAUCGAGCUUGAAGGUUAAAAUUAGUAAACCUAAUCGAGAACAUGAACAAACGAAUGCUUCACCAGGUGGCGCUAAGAUGAAAUUGAAAUUGAAUUUUAAGAAAGAGGAGUCGACCAUCGAAUCUAGUUCAACGCCAAAAGCGCCGAGAUUCAGGAUUAAACCGGUCAGAAUACCUGGAGAAGGUUAUGAUUCCGAAGCAUCAGAUGUCGAGGACGACCCAUUAGUUGAAGAAGGCAUUAUCUUGAGAGUAUUACCGGAUUUACAGACGGAUUUUAUCAAGAGUUGUAUUGAAAGCGGAGACUUCACAGGAUUAAGCAUGAAAUGGAAAGGCGAAAGACACGCGAUCUUGAAAGUGAACGGAUACCAAUACGGUGCCGUUUUGGUUGACUUGCCUUCAAACAUUGAAGUCAACAAGAGUGUGGAUCGUAAAAACCUGCUCAAGACGUUUGACGUAUCGCAAAUGCUUAUAUGUGUUAAACCUGUCAAAGAAGAAGAAGACGUGUUCAAAUUAACUCCGCCUGACACUGAAGAUUUGGUGAGAAAGCAUUUCUCUGAGUAUGCAGAUGAGAUAUUGACUUUUAAAAAAAUGCUUUUGAAAGGUUAUGGUGGUGGACCUUUGACGGACGCGGAAGCUAAAUACAGUGAGGGAAUUGUCACCAAGACCUACGAUUACAAGCACGGUCUAACGCCGCCUCUCCACAAUGUGCGGAAUCGAAGGUUCAGAAGGAAGCUGAGUCGACAGGAGAUAAACCAUGUUGAAAAAACGGUGGAACUUCUUUUAAAACAAGACGAAGAAGCAGAGGACUUUAGUUACGAACUGGUUUCAGAAUCGGAAAUUGCACACAGACCCGCAACGAAUGUAGAGGCACGUCGCGAGACGGCGGAAAGAGGCUCGCUGGAUUUGUUUGGAGAAGAGCCGGAUGAUCAUGAAGACCUGGAAUUGGAGCUUGAGCAAGCUUUACAGGAAGAUAAAGCUGGGGCUAGGUUGGUCGACGAAGGUGCUAACUCUUCUGUCUUUGAUACGGCUCAAACUACUGGAGAAACACCACGUCUUGAAGAAACAGGCGACGACGUGGAACAGGACAAUGGGGAGGAAGAAGAGGAUGAUGAGGAAGAUGAAGACAACGAAGAAGAUAUGGAGGAAGAAGCACCUAUCAUGACCACUAAAGAAGUCGUUGACGAAUCCAGGCAACACAAUGAACUCUUGAAAGAUGAAUUGAUGGAAUUAGAGGUUACAUUACAGCACAACAAGCAGCGACUCCAAAAAGCUACGAAUCCAUUGCUAAAGUCCAGAUUUGUCGAGAGUAUCAAAAAACUUGAGAAAGAGGUCGAUAUUAAACGAAAGCAGCUCAAACAGUCGAAUAUGAGUACAUCGCAACUGCCGUCGGAUUCGAAGCAGACUCGCCAAGAAGAGGACGAAGAGGAAGACGAGGAAGAAGAAGAAGAAGAUUUGGACAAUGAAGACGACAAUGACGAUGAAGAGGACGAGGGUGAACCAGAAGAUGAGGGCGAAGGUGCCGAUGCCGAGCCCGAGGCUGACAGAGGGCCCGAGCCCGAUAGAAAUGCCUUAGACCAAGAGGACAUGGACAUGAUGGUUCUAUUUGGAGGCGAAGGCGAUUGA
Messenger RNA from Lachancea mirantina, 1734 nucleotides. Lineage: Eukaryota; Fungi; Ascomycota; Saccharomycetes; Saccharomycetales; Saccharomycetaceae. The record is from the annotation of a GenBank genome assembly.